CACAUCAACAUGCCCUAUUGUGGCAUUUGAAACAAACAACAAUAACAAACUGAAACAAACAGAUUAUACCUGACACACGUACUCUUGUAGGACUAAUGCACUCUCUGACGAUUCUUGCUUUCCAUCAUGGCUUCAGUGGCAACUCACCUUCUCAUACUAGCAGGGAUGAUGACCACUGUAUCGCCUUUUCCCACAACUGUUACUGAACGUCAUACAAUACAUACGAAUCAUACACGCCAAGCAGCCGCCAACACCUUGUCGGGCCCAGAGCUGGCCGCCAUGAUGGCGAUCGGCAUCAGGGUCAUGAGGGGUCAGGACUGGAAUUGGGGAGACGAGGAUGGAAACCCUCCUGGUCUGGGCAGUGUGAUUGGGAAUCUGGAUGAUAGAGGCUGGCUAUGUGUUCGGUGGGACAACGGCAAUGAAAUCCUCUACCGCAUGGGCACCAAGGGCAAAUACGACCUCAUGCUGGCAGGGCCACUGCUCUCCAUAGCACCCACCACAAAGGGCACCACCAGUCAGCAGCAUCACAGCCACGGAAUGACUAUUACAACUACACCUGAACUCUCAACCCAUACAAGACAAGGCAGCAACACUGCAGAUAUUGCUUUUCUACUGGAUGGAUCUUUGAGUGUGAGCAGUGACCAGUUCAGUGCCAUGAAAACAUUUGUGAGACAUCUGAUCGGAAGACUCUUGCAACUAAAUGGCCAACAUAAUUUUGCUUUUGCACAGUACUCAACAGAAUGCGUCAUCCACGAGACAUUUAACCAGUUUCAGAGACCAGGAUGGGAAAGUCGGCUAAAUAAUAUCACCCAGAUACGAGACGGCACAUGUACUGCAAGUGCUAUUUGGACAGUUGUGAAUGAUUUGUUUAUUUCUACUGCUGGCGCAAGACCUGAGGUGAACAGAAUUCUCAUUGUCAUCACAGAUGGGCAGUCCGGCUAUUGCAAGGACCGUAGAUAUGUAUACGUCUAUGGCGAGGCCUAUCGCUAUGUCACUGGACUGGCUGACAGAAAGUAUAUUGAGAGAUAUGCUGUUGGGGUUGGAAAUGCCUGGAACAGUCAGUCAGCACUUAAUGAGCUCAAAGACAUUGCAUCUUCACCAGAAUCAGAUCAUGUCUUUACAGUGGACAACUUUGAGGCACUAUACAGCAUUAGUAUCUCACUGGAAAAGAGCAUCAUUGCUAUAGAAGUGGAGACCCCUAUGGCUUGUUCACCCACAACUACACCUGAACAAACAACUUAUACAAGCAAAGCUUUACCCACCGGAAAGAGCACUACGACUUCUUCAUACAGAACUACGCCUGUACCGACAACUCACACAAGCCAAGCUUUGUCCACAGGGAACACCACUACAACGUCAUCAUCCACAAUUACACCUAAACCCAAAACUCAUACAAGCCAAGCUUUGUCCACAGGGAAGACCACUACGACUUCAUCACCCACAACUACACCUGAACUCACAACUCAUACAAGCCAAGCUUUGUCCACAGGGAAGACCACUACAACUUCUUCACCCACAACUACACCUGGACUCACUACUCAUACAAGUCAAGCUUUGUCCGCAGGGAAGACCACUACGACUUCUUCACCCACAACUACACCUGAACCCACAACUCAUACAAGCAAAGCUUUGUCCACAGGGAAGACCACUACGACUUCUACACCCUCGACUACACCUGGACUUACAACUCCUACAAGUCAAGCUUUGCCCACAUGGAAGACCACUACGACUUCUUCACCCACAACUACACCUGAACCCACAACUCAUACAAGCAAAGCUUUGUCCACCACUACGACUUCUUCACCCAUAACUACACCUGGACUCACAACUCCCUCAAGUCAAGGGAAGAGUACUACAGCCUCGUCACCCACAACUACACUUGGACUACUAAUUGCCUACCAAAUGGACAUUGUAAACCUGAACCUUGUCUUUAUCGCUGGGGGUCUUCUUGUCACUCUGGUGUGUUGUUGUGCUCUGGUGGGGGGGACGCUGAUACGCAGAACCAGAGGGUCAAAGGUCCAUCCAUCCUCUGAUAAACAGUUGUCAUCAAUCAAAUGGUGGUGGAUUAGAACUGUUAAACAUUUUAAGUGAACUUUGCAUAUGAAAGAAAGCCCAUACACCAAUUAUCGCUUUAGGCAAUAUAGUCAUAAUGAUAUCUAUCUGAGUUUUACUUAAGGAAACUAAGGAAUACAAUAAACCAAAUGAUAUAAUGUAAUGUAUACACUUAAUUAAAGUAAUUUCAUAAUAUAGUUUAAUGUAUACUUAAUGAAAGUGGGAAUUAGGAAUUAGGGAUGCACUACACAUGUAUGUACAAAUGACUAUUUUCUGACAAUUAUUUUGGUUCUCUUAAUUAAUAAUUAAUCUUACUUGAGUUAUCAGAAACAAAUCAGUGUUCUGAAUUUGAGGCUACAGUUGAGGUGGUUUGAUUGAUUAUUCCUAAAACAUUCCUUUGUAUGUUACCUUAGCAUUAUUCAUCAGCCUAUGUGGGUCUGAUAUAUUCUUAUAGAUACACAGAUUGCUCUAUGAAAAUGUUCGUUAUUUGUCACAGCUAUUUCUAAAGGGUGUGAACUGCAUGCUUUGUCCUUCACUAUACAAUUAUAUAUUUUCAUUUUAAUUUUAGUUAACUUUGUUUAAUGUCCCAGCAAAUCAUGUACAGUAAUGACCAGCAAUGGUGUUUAGGAAGGAACAUUUGUGUGUGCGGUUAUACUGUAUGUUCUACUGUUAUAGCUUAUUGUUUAUUAGCCUACUUUCAAAUGUUUCAAAUGUC
Molecule: messenger RNA, 2767 nt
Organism: Sardina pilchardus (European sardine)
Lineage: Eukaryota; Metazoa; Chordata; Actinopteri; Clupeiformes; Clupeidae
Product: collagen alpha-1(XII) chain-like
Exons: 20
Coding region: 127-2091 (654 amino acids)
Biological process (GO): protein ubiquitination
Molecular function (GO): ubiquitin-protein transferase activity; metal ion binding
Source: RefSeq, a predicted model, not a curated record